Macroventuria anomochaeta is the source of this 1860-nucleotide messenger RNA. RefSeq lists its product as uncharacterized. Lineage: Eukaryota; Fungi; Ascomycota; Dothideomycetes; Pleosporales; Didymellaceae. The record is from RefSeq and is a predicted model, not a curated record. The transcript is spliced from 5 exons. Bases 1 to 1860 code for a protein of 619 amino acids.
AUGGCGGACGAGGCGACAGCACCCAUUGCAACAGAGCCCACGACCUCCACCAAGAUCACAACGCGUCCCGCAGAUGCCGCAGCUGAGCCUGCUGUCGCCGAGGCGAAGCCCUCUGAGGGGGACGCCGUCAUCGCUACCGAGGGCGUCGCUGAAGUUCCAGAAAAUGUGAAGACCGAGGAGAAUACCAUUGCAAAGGAAGAGGCCACCGCCGACGCGAAGGCCGACACAGCCGCAGCAAGCAAUGACAUAGAUGCCGCAUCUGCUGCUGAGCCCGCUGCUGAGCCUGCUGCUGAUGCCUCCGCGACCAACGGGACCACAACCACCCCAGCUAAGAAGACGAACAAUGGCAAGCGCAAGUCUGGGGCUGGCGUUCCUGAGCAUAAGACCAAGAAGACACCCGCCAAGGGGAAGAAGAAGGCGCCUGAGCUCCGUCUCGAUGCUCAGCCAGGAGACAUGUACAUGGUCGCUAUGCGAGGAUACCAGCCAUGGCCAGUCAUCGUUUGUGACGAAGAAAUGCUUCCCGAGUCUCUCCUGAGCAAGCGACCAGUCAGCGCGAAGCGUAUCGAUGGUACAUACCGUGAAGACUUCCUUGAGGGUGGAAAGAACGCGAAAGACCGCAGGUAUCCUAUCAUGUUCCUCGGUACCAACGAGUUCGCAUGGCAAGUCAACACUGAGCUCUUGCCGUUCGAUGUUGAGGAUGUAAAGAAGGAUGUCGAGUCCGGCAACUCAGCAAAGAAGAACAAGGCACUAUGGUCAGCAUAUGAGAUUGCCGCAGAAGGCCACGACCUGGCAUACUUUAAGGGCAUGCUCGCAAGCCACGAGGCAGCCCUGCAAGAGGACGCUGAGGCGCGCGAAGCCAAGGAGUUAGAGAAGAAGGAGAAGAAAGAAAAGGCCGCUAAGCGAAAGAGCACAGCUGCAGCCGACUCCGACGAUGUGGAGAUGGAAGACGCUGGCGACGACGCAGCACCUUCAGCGAAGAAGGCGAAGGCAACCAAGAAGCGCAAGAAGGAAGAUGACAGCGACGGCGGCGAGCCUGCGGCUAAGACACCAAAGACGACCAAGCUGAAGCUCAACAACAAGACCCCUAAGGAGGGUUCUGCUGCGAAGCCCAAGAAGGAGACGAAGUCUAAGAAAAAGGGAGCCGAGGAAGCCGCGCCUGCUGAGCCCGAGGAGCCGCCAAUGUCUGCAGAAGACCGUCUUAUCAAGCGCGAGAAGCAGAUUCUCUAUCUUCGACACAGGCUGCAAAAGGGCUUCCUCUCGAGAGAUCAGGCCCCCAAGGACGAGGACAUGGCCAACAUGGCUGAUUAUUUGAAGCAGCUCGAAGCACACGAGGAUCUUGAGGCUGAGGUAAUCAAGAGGACUAAGGUCCACAAGGUCCUCAAGGCCAUCAUCAAGCUGGACAACAUCCCUCAGGAAGAGCGGCACAACUUCAAGCAACGCUCCACCGAGCUGCUGAACAAGUGGGGGGGCGCUCUGGCUUCUGCUGAUGGAGAGUCUGCUGAGAAGACCACACCCGCCGCCACCAACGGUGUCAAGGCUGACGACGAGAAGUCCGAGUCCGCAAAGGCCGAGACACCAGUGGUCGAGAAGAAGGAUGAGGCCAAGGACGAGACUAAGGAGGAUGCUAAGGAGGAGACCAGGCCUGAGCCCACAGAACAGAAGAUUGAGGAAGCACCAAAGGCUGACGCACCAGCCGAGCCAGCUGUUGCAGAGCCUGCCGACCAGGAUGGCGAUGUCUCGAUGGCUGAUGUCGAAGCUACGAAGGAGGCACCCGCGAUUGUCGAUGCACCGAAUCCAGAGAGCGUUAAUGAUGCGACCACUGAGUCGAAGGCAGAGACCGCGGCAGCGACCACUUCUUGA